AUGGCUGCCAGUGAGAGUUCCAGACAAUACGUCCCCCUUACUUGCCAUGGCCAUUCACGCCCUGUUACGCAUCUGAGCUUUUCUGGCAUUGUUGGCGACAACCGCGAGGAAUACUACUUGAUCUCAGCAUGCAAAGAUAACAACCCAAUGCUGAGGGAUGGCAUGACCGGAGAUUGGAUUGGAACCUUUUUUGGCCACAAAGGCGCUGUGUACCAGGCUCGUUUAUCACCGGAUGCAUCUCUAGCUGCUACCGCAUCAGCAGACUUCACUGCACGAGUAUGGGAUACACACACUGGCGAAACUCUCUACACACUUCAGCACAACCACAUUGUUCGCGCUGUCGCAUUCCCUCCAAAUAAUGGCCAACUUCUUGCGACGGGCGGUAUGGAGAAGAAGCUGCGCAUUUUCGACCUCUCGAGCGUAACGCCAAUUACAAAUGGCGCCCCAACAAACGGCGACUCUUCAGAUCCAACUAUUAUCUCAGCGGAUAAGGGCUUCGAAAUUGGCCCAGAUGUCCACAAGGGGGCUAUCAAAGCCAUCAUCUGGACCCACGACCCAAAUAUCCUCGUCACAGCUGCCGACGACAAGAUAAUCCGCUGGUGGGACUUGCAGAACAGGGUGGUCAUCCAGGAAUUGCCGGUAAAAGGCGACAUUGGUUCCUGCGAGUUCAACAUGCUUUCCGCCGGCGCCGACUCCGCGGAUAUCGGAGGCGGCAUGCCCGUCCUGGCUAUUGCGGCCGGCCGCACCGUUUAUUUCUAUGGCGGCGCGGAUGCAAGGCAUCUGCUGAAGUCGGUGAAUCUUCCAUAUGACGUCGCCAGCGUCGCUAUCCACCCGAAGCAGCGCAAGUUUGUGACUGGCGGGAUCAAGGACACCUGGGCGAAGGUGUACAACUAUGACACCGAGCAGGAACUUGAUGUUCAUAAGGGUCAUCACGGCCCCAUCUGGAGCAUUAGCUUCUCCCCCGACGGCAAGCUCUAUGCUACAGGUAGCGAGGAUGGAACCAUAAAGAUGUGGAAGAACUGUGCCGGGCCAUUCGGCCUCUGGCGUGCCGAGAAAGAGGUAUGA
Pseudogymnoascus destructans is the source of this 1065-nucleotide messenger RNA. RefSeq lists its product as uncharacterized. The coding region runs from base 1 to 1065 and encodes 354 amino acids. NCBI's taxonomy places the organism in Eukaryota, Fungi, Ascomycota, Leotiomycetes, Thelebolales, Thelebolaceae. Gene Ontology annotation, cellular component: SMN complex. Gene Ontology annotation, molecular function: RNA binding; protein binding. Gene Ontology annotation, biological process: spliceosomal snRNP assembly. The transcript is spliced from 5 exons. The record is from RefSeq and is a predicted model, not a curated record.